Acomys russatus (golden spiny mouse) is the source of this 2410-nucleotide messenger RNA. Its product is annotated as von Willebrand factor A domain-containing protein 5A-like. The record is from RefSeq and is a predicted model, not a curated record. Bases 1 to 2382 code for a protein of 793 amino acids. The transcript has 18 exons. NCBI's taxonomy places the organism in Eukaryota, Metazoa, Chordata, Mammalia, Rodentia, Muridae.
AUGAAGCGUCACUGUGGUCUAGUCACUAAGAAAGAAUACAGAGUGCCCCUGAGAUAUAUCUCAGUAACUUUGUCCAUCAAUGAAUUUGUGGCUGGUGCAACUGCCACCUUCUACUAUGAGAAUGAGGAGCAAGCCCAGUUAGAGGCAACGUUUGUGUUCCCAGUAGAUGAAGACACUGCCGUCUACAGUUUUGAAGCCUUGGUGGAUGGGAAGAAAAUCAUGGCAGAACUGCAGGAGAAGACGAAGGCUCAUAGCAACUAUGAGGAUGCCCUCAAGCAGGGCUACCAAGCCUACUUAUUGGAAGAGGAUGACUAUUCCAGGGAUAUCUUUGCUUGCCAUUUGGGGAGACUCCAGCCUGGGGCCAAGGUUGCAGUUACUUUGAGGUAUGUGCAGGAACUUCCCCUGGAAGCAGAUGGGGCCCUGCGCUACCUGCUCCCAGCAAUCUUGAAUCCAAGACACCAGCUCUCUGAAGAGUCAGCGAGCAGUUACUUGAAUAUAAAGGAGCCCUUAUUCCCUGUGGAGGGCCCUUCCUACACACUCAGCAUAGUUGCCACCAUCACUUCCCAGCAUGGCAUUGAGAGGGUCCAAUCCAACUGCUCCUUGAGUCCUAUUCAGUACCUUACAGAUGACAAGACUUCUGCUCAGGUUUCCUUGGCUGAAGGACACAAGUUUGACCGAGAUGUAGAACUCCUCAUUUACUACACUGAAGUGCGCAGCCCCACUGUAGCUGUGGAGAUGGGGAUGCCAGACAGGAAGCCAGAUAGUUUGAUGGGAGCUCCUUCUGCAAUGGUGAGCUUCUAUCCCGCUAUGCCAGAAGUGGAGGCCUCAAGCGUCUGUGGAGAAUUUGUGUUCCUUGUGGACUGCUCCAUAAGUAUGCAGUCCCCCUUGAACAACCAGAAUAAGUCUGAGCUGCGCAUAGAGGCUGCCAAGGAAACUCUGCUGUUGUUGAUAAAGAGUUUGCCAGUGGGGUGUUAUUUCAACAUCUAUGGAUUUGGCUCUUCCUAUGAAAAAUUAUUUCCAGAGAGUGUAAAGUACACUCAGGAAUCAAUGGAGGAGGCAGUGGAAAGAGUGAAGGAUUUGGAAGCUGAACUAGGGGACACUGAAAUCUUAACACCACUUUGCAACAUAUACAAGGCACCCUCCAUUCCUGGCCAUCCCUUACAGCUUUUUGUCUUCACAGAUGGAGAAGUUACUGACACAUUUAGCGUCAUCCAAGAGGUGAAGUUAAACAGCAAAAAACACAGAUGUUUCUCAUUUGGAAUUGGAGAAGGCGCCUCCACCAGUUUAAUCAAAAGCAUUGCUCGGGUAUCAGGGGGCAGUGCAGAGUUUAUCACAGGCAAAGAUAUGAUGAAGACCAAGGCUCUUAGGUCUCUGAAGUUUGCUCUACAGAGUGCAGUGGAGGACAUCUCUCUGACCUGGGAUUUGCCACCUGGUCUGUCUGCUAACAUGCUUUCUCCAAAGGAGACUGCCAUCUUUAGGGGUCAGAGGUUAAUCAUCUAUGCCCAACUGACGGGGUUUAUGCCUCUAAUGGAGAGCUCUGGGAAAAUAUGCCUCAAGUACACCAUCCAGGGCAAGAGUAUUGAAAACAGGGUGACAUUUUCCCUACAACCCAAGACGAAUGACAGCUUCACCAUUCAUCGGUUGGCUGCAAAGUCCUUGAUUCAGAUCAAAGACCUGGGACCCAGUAAGACCCCAGAAAGAGAAAAAGAGGAUGUGGUGAACAUCAGCAUUCAGUCUGGAGUCCUCAGCUCCUUCACAGCUUUCAUUACCAUAAUGAAGGGGCUCAACCAGCCAGUGCAGUGUAGUGCUGUUCACAGACUGAUUCCAAGGCCAGUGGCAUUUGAUACUGGUAUAGCACUUCCACAAAUAAUUACACCAAAUUACAAGCCACGCUUCCGCUUGAGACCGGCAAGAUAUGUAACAAAUUUUCAAGAUCAUAUAGAUUAUGAAAAGCAAUCUUCAGUUCUCCAGAAAAAACCACGGGUAUUUAAACUAAUACCAGUGACAGAUUCUUCCACCAGAAAGAACAACUUACAAAAUGACCACAAAGCUAUAGGAGAGAAUGUUGCUGGGAAGCUGAUUUCCCUCCAAAAUGCAAAUGGAUCUUGGAAGCUGGAUGAAGACCUGGCCAUGAUCCUGGGCACUAAUUUGGAAGACAUCAAGGCUGCAAACCCUGCCAAGCAUGAAGAUCCCUCAGCCUGGGCUGCAGUGCUGGUUGGGCUCUGGCUGCAUGCCAAUGCAAAGGACUUCACCGGCCAUUUUCUGAAAAAGAGGGUCAUGGCCUGGCUUCAUAACCAUGGUGGUUCCUCCAUCCCCAUGCUUGUGCAGGCUGCCAAUGGUCUCUUGAAAGUAUCUGUGAAUCCUGAUGCCUUAGGCUUCUGAAGAUGUCACCCACAUAAAGAAGAGUGUU